Molecule: messenger RNA, 2334 nt
Organism: Aspergillus pseudoviridinutans
Lineage: Eukaryota; Fungi; Ascomycota; Eurotiomycetes; Eurotiales; Aspergillaceae
Exons: 2
Coding region: 1-2334 (777 amino acids)
Source: RefSeq, a predicted model, not a curated record
AUGGCAGACCAUCUCUUCUCUCCUGACGAGCCUUCAAAGCCUAUUCGGAUUGAGUAUCACGGUCCGCUAUACGACGGAGGCGACUGGGAUGAGUAUCCCACGCGCCAUGGCUGGGAGUCAGAGCCGGGGACACAGAAGUUCCCUGAAGGCCAAAUUCCUCAGGAGUUCCAACCUACAAUUGAGUGCUGGCUCUAUUUCGGCAUGCUCCACUACGUUUUCGGCGACCAGCUAAACCAGUGCGACUUUCUCCUCCGCGAAAGUGAGAAUGACGAUGAAGGCCAACAGCAGUACAUUACGACAAAGCAUCUGGAACGAUACGUGGGUAGUACCGAGAAGUGGCAGAACGACGGACUAAGCGCGCGGUCUUUCGGGAUCGUCAGGCGAGUCUGGGAGCACCUCCAAAGAUAUGACCGCUACAUACGGGCUGACAUGUGCUUUGCUAUUCGGCUGGCCUGUCAAGCUCUCUGGAAUGUCGCGGAGAAGCGUGAUGGCCCACAGACCGAUCCGGGCACCGUCAAGCUCUGGUUAUUUCCCAGAGACAGAGAGGCCGAGCAGAUGGUAAGGGGUGGAUGGUGCCCGCUGGACGCAGAGAAGUGUCGCAAGAUUGGCGUUGAACUGGACACCCCGGCGUAUUUGCUUCAGCUUCUACGGACGAAGCCCGCCUGGAACAAGAGGACGCAUGAGCGUUGUAAGAAGACAGAAUGUGUCGCAGACAACGUCGAUGAGAGCCUCUAUGUCACUCGCCACCUGCAGGAAGAUUGUACGUGUGAGCAUCUCCACGCAAACGUAGAGAAGUUACAUGAAGUUCUCCUGGAUGGCGGGAUACCUCUUGUGCAGAUCACACCUCGUGGCGAGGAUGAGCUCGACAACCAGGGCUAUGAGAUUAAUAUCGUGAAAAAGCGAAUCAGCAAGCGAUACGUGGCCGUCUCCCAUGUAUGGGCUGAUGGGUUGGGAAACCCGCAUGCUAACUCUCUGCCGACGUGCCAGUUGGAUCUUCUUUACGAGCGGGCAAGGCUCCUUCUCACUGACAAAGAAUAUGUCCCCCAGCAUGGCAUCGGGCCAUUUAGGCCGCUGAACACUGCUGCUGCCCGCUUUGCGCAUUUCGCAGGCAAACGGCGUGGAGACAAUUCAGUCUUGGUGUGGAUCGAUACGCUGUGCAUCCCACAUGAACGCGAGGUUCGCAGUUUGGCAAUUCAACGCAUCCGCGACGUUUAUGUCGGUGCUUACCGAACUAUGCUUCUGGAUUCGGAGAUAAAGCAGGUCGACUCGCGCUCUGCAAGCAAUUUGGAACUUGUUCUUCGGGUGCUGUACUGCUCAGGCUGGAUCCGCCGGCUAUGGACACUUCAAGAAGGAUUGGCAGCCAAAAGCCGACUAUACGUGAUUCUGUCUGACAAAGCAGUCAACAUUUCCACCAUCGCCGACGAGCUCUUUGCCAAGCUUAGUGAAGGAAAGCUUCCCAUCUUCCAGGAGAAAAUUGCCCGGUACGCUGCCGGCGUUUGGUACCAGUAUUUCCAAGGCUCUAUCGAGUAUGCAUCCAAAUUCGAUCGUUUCGUCAACGUCGUGACAGGUCCCUACUUCGACAUCUUCGUUGACGGCGACGCAAGCAUUUCCCAAUUUAAGCUGCUCUCUUGGAACUGGUAUAAUGUGGCAACACGAGCCUCCAGCAAGGACGGCGAUCGCGUGAUCGUGCUAGCGGGUGUCCUGAAUCUGGAUGUGAAGAAGAUCCUCAAGGUGAAGGGGACUGAUAGUCGCAUGUGGAUGUUGUACAGUAUGCUGCGUGAGUUCCCUUCAGACGUGCUGUUUCAUGAUGAGCCACGCUUUGAAUUUGACGGCGGCCGAUGGGCGAUCAAGGUGUGUCGGUUUACGGAAGAAAUUCGCUAUCUUACAGGUGGAGUGGGAUACAUCACCCCCUGGGGGCUGCAUGUCACAGAGUAUCGUUCUUGGAUAUUUCCAUCCCGCAUGGUAUUUGAUCUCCGCCGCAUCAAUGACGACGAUAUUCAACAGGUCUGGGAGCAGUGGCUUACUGACUGCCACAUUUCUUUCGGGGGCGAGGGAGAAGUCUUGUAUUUGGGAACGAAGAUGCCGAUCGAUUUUAAGCCUGGCGAAACGCAUGGGAUUAUCGUGAAGGAAUAUAAUCAUGGUCGUCCCGGUACAACACACCCGUGUGUAUCGGUGUCGCUAAAGAGAGCAGAGAAGGAAGUGCAUUAUGCGCGAUAUAAUAGCCUGGGAAGGGUCAAGUCGUUUACCAUAGGCGUGUCAAGCCUCCCUGAUGAGGGCUAUUUGGUGGGAGGCACCUGGGAUGACCUACAAAAGCGUGAAUGGGUUGUUGGUUGA